Maylandia zebra (zebra mbuna) is the source of this 3933-nucleotide messenger RNA. It is a transcript of the gene camk2b2, whose product is annotated as calcium/calmodulin-dependent protein kinase (CaM kinase) II beta 2. Lineage: Eukaryota; Metazoa; Chordata; Actinopteri; Cichliformes; Cichlidae. Gene Ontology annotation, biological process: protein phosphorylation. Gene Ontology annotation, molecular function: ATP binding; calmodulin binding; calcium/calmodulin-dependent protein kinase activity. The record is from RefSeq and is a predicted model, not a curated record.
AGUGCGUCCUCAUUGCUUGGCAGAGCGGAGAGCCCACUGACAUCCGAGCCGGGAGCGUGCGUGUGUGUACCGGCCUGCAAUUGAAGCACUCCGCCGUCCGGAGGUCUAAGGUGGGCGGAGACUUGAGAUCGAGGUCCUCCUGUGUGCAGAUAGAGACACACCGUACAUUUGUGAGACGGCACCCGCACACCGGUCCGAGGAGGAAACAUCAUGGCAACGACUACUUGCACACGUUUUACAGAUGAAUACCAGCUGUACGAGGAGCUUGGCAAGGGGGCCUUUUCAGUGGUGCGUCGCUGUGUCAAACUUUGUACAGGCCAAGAGUAUGCAGCCAAAAUCAUCAAUACCAAAAAGCUCUCGGCCAGAGACCAUCAGAAACUGGAGCGGGAAGCCAGGAUCUGCAGAUUGCUAAAGCAUCCCAACAUUGUUCGUCUUCAUGACAGUAUCUCUGAGGAAGGCUUCCACUAUCUCCUCUUUGACCUAGUGACAGGAGGGGAGCUGUUUGAGGAUAUUGUGGCUCGAGAAUACUACAGUGAAGCAGAUGCAAGUCAUUGCAUCCAGCAGAUCCUGGAGGCCGUGCUCCACUGCCAUCAGAUGGGUGUGGUUCACAGAGAUCUCAAGCCAGAAAACCUGCUGCUGGCCAGCAAAUGUAAGAACGCAGCAGUCAAGUUGGCUGAUUUUGGACUGGCCAUUGAAGUACAAGGAGACCAACAGGCUUGGUUUGGCUUUGCGGGUACUCCCGGCUACUUGUCUCCAGAAGUGCUGAGGAAAGAAGCAUAUGGUAAACCUGUAGACAUCUGGGCAUGUGGUGUGAUCCUCUACAUCCUUUUGGUUGGGUACCCUCCGUUCUGGGACGAGGACCAACACAAACUCUACCAACAGAUCAAAGCUGGAGCAUAUGAUUUUCCCUCCCCAGAGUGGGACACAGUGACUCCCGAGGCUAAAAAUCUGAUCAACCAGAUGCUUACUAUUAAUCCAGCCAAGAGAAUCACUGCCCAGGAGGCUCUGAAGCACCCAUGGGUCUGUCAACGCUCAACGGUGGCCUCAAUGAUGCACAGACAGGAGACCGUCGAGUGCCUGAAGAAAUUUAAUGCCAGGAGGAAACUCAAGGGUGCCAUUCUUACUACCAUGCUUGUCUCCAGGAACUUCUCUGUGGGCCGUCAGACUACGGCCCCUGCUGCUGUCAGCGCUGUAGCAGGAACCACAGCUGGCAUCGUGGAACAAGCAGCCAAGAGUCUCCUCAACAAGAAGGCUGAUGUCAAGCCUCAAACAAACAGCACGAGAAACAGCAUAGUCACCAGUCCCAAAGGCAACAUCCCCUCUGCUGCACUGGAACCUCAGACUACUGUUAUCCAUAAUCCAGUAGAUGGGAUCAAGGAAUCAUCUGAUAGCAGCAACACAACUAUUGAGGAUGAAGAUGUGAAAGCUCGCAAACAGGAAAUCAUAAAGAUCACAGAGCAGCUUAUUGAAGCUGUCAACAAUGGAGACUUUGAGGCCUACGCGAAGAUCUGCGACCCUGGUCUGACCUCAUUUGAACCUGAGGGGCUGGGAAAUCUGGUGGAGGGAAUGGACUUCCACAGAUUUUACUUUGACAAUCUCCUCUCAAAGAACAGCAAACCUAUCCACACCACCAUCCUUAACCCCCAUGUGCAUAUAAUUGGGGACGAUGCUGCCUGCAUCGCCUACAUCCGCCUGACGCAGUUCGUGGAUGGCCAGGGCCGUCCUCGCUCAAGCCAAUCUGAAGAGACCAGGGUAUGGCACCGCAGGGACAGCCGGUGGCAAAAUGUCCACUUCCACUGCUCAGGAGCUCCUUCUGCCCCGCUGCAGGGGUGAGGCAUUUUGAGGAGGCAGAGCAGAAAAGUAACGAGCAGAUAAUCACAGAGAAAGAAGCAGCACUGAGAGAGAGGUGCAGGUGGAUGUGUGGUGGGGUUGAAGGAAUCUGAUUUGGGGAUUGUGGUCAUGCUCCUGCACCCACUUCUUUCUCUCUCUCCCUGUACAACUUCGACAACAGCAGACAGUAAUAGCAGUGCUCCCAUCUUCUGACAGCAGAGGACACAUCAGCUACAACAUUAAACUCUUGUAACUCUUCGGCCUGCCUACAGCAAACAAAAAAGCUAUUGUUCCUUCCUAUUGUUACUUCUAGUAUAAUUAUGGCCACCGUCUGUCUCUGUGUUCUUUCAACUGUACAGUCUAUUUAUUAUCCAUUUUAAUCCUUUCUUCUUUUUUAUGACAAUGCAUGAUUCCUUCCUGUGUUGUCAUUAGCAGUGGCUGUUCUGCACGACUAAGGCUGCCUGUGUGAAAUGAACAAUCAGUAUCACGUGUCUCACACAAAGAGUCUGGUGGGUGUAUUUUAUUAUGAAUUUCAUUGUGUUGUGCAACAGCACAGCACAACACAAUUAAUUAAUUAAUUAAUUUAAUUUAUUUAUUGGGUGUUUAACUCCCCACCACCCCAUUCCUCAUCCCUCACGACCCCCAACCACUCUGUGAGACAGUGAAAACCAUGCAGCAUGCUAAGAUGUUACUGUUGUUCUUAACUGAUAUUUAUGUACUGAACAUUGCAAGUUAACUACUGAAACUAUGGUUGAAAUGUUGAAAUAUCCCAAUGUUUAUGUAAAUUUCCAGUUUUAUCGUGGUGACUUAACUACAGUUACGCUGUUGAUGGUAUUUAAUUGCAUGAUAUUCCACAUUAAUGCAUUUGGUAAAUGGGGUGUUGUCGUGCAUUUUCUGUUGGGUUUUUUUUUUUUGUUUGUUUGUUUUAUUUGUUUUUUUGCACUGCUGGUGAGCUAUAAUCUGCGGCCUCUACUUUCUGGAUUUCUAAGUGCAUAAACUGUUUUUGUUGACAUGACAGUGUAGUAUAUGAGGAUUCUGGUGACCAUGACAGAAUAUGCCCUUCCUCAGUAAUAUUUGGGCCCAGGUUCUUUACUGUUUCAAAGGCAACAACCAAAACCUUAAAUGAUCAUUUUUGAUUUAACUUAUUGGAACCUGACUAAUGUAAAAGGUGACAACUUAAACUCAACACAAGGGUGUGUGGUUAUUACUUUUGAUUGCAAUAAUUAAAUUAGACUUUGGAUUUAAAAGAAAGCCAAGGUCAAAGUUCCCAAAGUGAAAUCAAAGUUUGUUUUAAUUAUGUGGUCAUUUAAAACCAUAUUUUAAUUGUCAGUUUUUGCUUUGGGUGGCUGUGGCUCAGGAAUUAGUGCAGGUCAUCUACUAACCGGAAGGUUAAUAGACAACCUAUUAGAACACAACCUCAUCCAGUUCAAUGUCUGGCUCCUCUACUUCCACGUGGCAAGAUACUAAAUCUUAAAAUGCAUCCAUCUGAAUUUUUGGUUAAAUGUGUUUAGGCAUAGAAAAAGACAUGGAUGUGUAUAUGAAUGAGAGUUGUGGUAAGAAAGUGCUGAAAUAGAAUAGAAAAGUGCUAUAAAAGUAGCAGUCUGUUUUAACAUUUUUCUGUCCCUGUACAAAAAACAUGUAUCUCUAAAACCUUUCUCAUCUUAUAAAAUGCAUUUCUUUGAUUAUUAGGUUAGUCAGUGAGUAUAGGAGGAUUGUAUCAAGGUACAGGGGAAUUCUUAAAGGAUUGCAUUUUGUCACAUUUUCACAAAAGUGUACAGAUACAACCCAACAAAGCUAAUAUUUACUUGUCCUUCCGCAUGAUUAGCAUUUAAAUAUGGUAACAUUAUGCUCUUGUGCCAUAAUUUGUGACUUAGCUGAAAGCUAUUUAAGAGAAAAAGGAAAGCUGAAAAAGAAUUUUCUGCUGCUCCUUACACAUCGUGUGUGGGACCUUUCACUUGGGAGGCAAAUGUGUAAACCACUAAAGUUAUGGAGCCUUAAACAGCUGCCUGCCAAGCAGAUUGGAGCAGGAUACACAGACAGCUAUUGAUGAAAACACUAGAACAUUUAACACAUAAAGUGACAGAUAUUUAAAAAAAAAAAAAA